UUCUUGUGUGUAAAAUUCUGGUAAAUAACAUCUCCAUGUAUGUCAAGUGAAAUUAGUCGUCUAUUACAUUAGAAGACAUCCGGAUCUCUUUUACCCUAAAAAAAAUAAAAAAAAAUACAUGAAACGUAUCUAGCAAGUCGCGCUAGUUGACUAUAGAAGUCUCGGUAUUCACUUUGUGUUUCUCUCACAAGUAACAACUGAACCAACAUAAAUACUGUAUAAAUCACUCUCACAAACAAAAACGCCUUAGCGGUUAAUCGAAGUUCAAAACUUCAAAUGACGGAGCAAACCAAGCUGAGCGUGCUCUGCAGCCUCUUCACGUGGACACAGCGGAGCAAGUCUGCGGCGAAGAAGCGCGCCAAGUUCCGCAAGUUCCUCGACGCCUUCUGCACCGACCACAACUUCUUCCCCGCCGUCCGCCUCCUUCUCCCGAACCUCGACCGCGAGCGCGGCUCCUACGGCCUCAAGGAGUCCGUCCUCGCCACCUCCCUCAUCGACGCCCUCGGCAUCUCCCGCGACUCCCCCGACGCCCUCCGCCUCCUCAAUUGGCGCAAGGGCGGCGCCGCCACCGGCCCCACCGCCGGCAAUUUCGCCCUCGUUGCCUCCGAGGUGCUGCAGCGUAGGCAGGGGACGGCUUCGGGUGGAUUGACGAUAAGGGAGCUGAAUGAGUUGCUUGACCGGUUGGCUUCCGCUGAAAACAGGGCUGAGAAAAUUUUGGUUCUUUCUACCCUUAUCCAAAAGACAAAUGCACAGGAAAUGAAGUGGAUUAUCAUGAUAAUCCUGAAAGAUCUAAAGCUGGGAAUUAGUGAAAAAAGCAUUUUUCAUGAAUUCCAUCCUGAUGCAGAAGACUUGUUUAAUGUUACCUGUGACUUAAAAUUAGUAUGUGAAAAGCUAAGGGAUCGGAAUCAACGUCAUAAGCGGCAGGAUAUUGAAGUUGGAAAAGCUGUGCGCCCCCAAUUAGCUAAGAGAGUUGCUAAUGCAACUGAAGCAUGGAAGAAGCUUCAUGGGAAGGAUGUGGUUGUUGAGUGCAAAUUUGAUGGUGACCGCAUUCAAAUUCAUAAAAAUGGAACUGAAAUACAUUUCUUCUCAAGGAACUUUAUCGAUCAUUCUGAAUAUGCACAUGCGAUGUCAGAAAUCAUAAUACAAAAUGUUCUUGUUGAUAGGUGCAUCCUUGAUGGUGAAAUGUUGGUGUGGGACACAUCCUUGAAACGUUUUGCUGAGUUUGGCUCAAACCAGGAAAUAGCCAAGGCAGCAAGAGAUGGUCUUGAUAGUGAUAGACAGUUAUGCUAUGUUGCAUUUGAUAUCCUUUAUUUUGGAGAUACUAGUUUGAUUCACCAAACUUUGAAGGAACGACAUGAGAUUUUGUGUAAAAUUGUAAGGCCAGUGAAGGGUCGUUUGGAAAUUUUGGUACCUAAUGCUGGUAUCAACAGUCAUAUUUCUUCUGGUGAACCUUGUUGGUCAUUUAUUGCUCAUAAUGUGGAUGAAGUUGAGAGAUUUUUUAAAGAAACCAUUGAAAAUAGAGAUGAGGGAAUUGUUUUAAAAGACCACAGCUCCAAAUGGGAACCUAGUGAUCGUAGUGGAAAGUGGCUAAAAUUGAAGCCUGAAUACAUUCAAGCUGGCUCUGAUCUGGACGUACUUAUCAUUGGUGGCUACUAUGGCUCUGGACGACGUGGAGGAGAGGUUGCUCAAUUCUUGGUUGGCCUUGCUGAGCGUCCAUCCCCAAAUACGCACCCUAAGCAAUUUAUCUCCUUUUGCAGAGUUGGUACUGGACUCUCUGAUGAUGAGCUUGAUGCUGUAGUGACCAAACUAAAACCUUACUUCAGAAAGUAUGAAUAUCCAAAGAAGAGGCCACCAAGUUUUUAUCAAGUAACUAAUCAUUCAAAAGAAAGACCUGACGUGUGGGUUGAUAGCCCUGAGAAAUCAAUUAUUCUGUCUAUAACCAGUGAUAUUCGAACUAUAGAAUCUGAGGUAUUUUCUGCACCUUACAGUCUCAGAUUUCCUAGGAUUGACAGGGUGAGAUAUGACAAAGCUUGGUAUGAAUGCCUUGAUGUUCAAUCAUUUAUAGAACUGGUACAUUCUAGCAACGGUACCACACAGAGGGAUACAGAAUAUGGCAGCAAACAGGACAGUAAACCAAAACGAUCGAAAUCCUCCACUAGGGGAGAAAAGAAAAACUUGUCCAUUGUUCCUUCUCAUUUAAUUCAAACUGAUGUUUCCAGCAUUAAGGGGGGCUCCUUAAUAUUUUCAAAUAUGAUGUUCUAUUUUGUUAAUGUGCCUCUAUCUCAUUCUCUCGAGUCCUUGCACAAAAUAAUUGCUGAGAAUGGGGGAACUUUUUCAAUGAAUUUGAAUAACUCAGUCACGCAUUGUGUUGCAGCAGACAGCAAGGGGUUUAAAUUUGAAGCAGCAAAGCGUCAUGGUGAUAUCAUUCAUUAUUCUUGGGUAUUAGAUUGCUAUGAUCAAAAGAAGCUUGUCUGCUUACAGCCUAAGUACUUCCUUUUUCUAUCUGAACUGACAAAGAAGAAGUUACAAGAAGAAAUUGAUGAGUUCUCAGACACUUACUACUUGGACCUUGAUCUUGGAGUCAUCAAGCAGCUCUUAAGCAAUAUUGAUAGGUCAGAAGAUGUCAGCACUGUUGAUCAUUAUAGGAAAAAAUACUGCCCAAAGGAUAAGUGGUCUUUCUUUUAUGGAUGCUCCAUUUAUUUCCACUCUGCAAUACCUUCAUUGAAAAGUGAUUGGCAUUUUAUAUUGCAACUUGCUGUGAGGAGAUUGAAGCUUGAAGUUCUCAUGGGUGGUGGAAAAGUUACCUCUAAUCUUACUUGUGCAACCCAUUUAGUUGUCUUGCUUGUGCCAGGAUAUCAGACUGACUUUGAACAAAUACAGAGUAGUUUCACUUCAGUAAAAAGAAAAAUUCUCCGAAGCAAGAGGUUGCAUAUAGUUAAAUCCCAGUGGUUAGAAGAUUGUUCUGACAGUUGCCAAAGAUUACCAGAAGACUCCUACAGUUUGAAACCCUGGGGAAUAGAAGAGACAACUGCUGAAGAUUGUGAACUGGAGUUGGGGUUAGAGGCUCAUCAGAGUGGAGAUAAUGUAGAAGACCAAAAUAUUUCUUUCUCCGACAAGGGAAUUCAACAGAGGAGUUCAAAAGCUGCAAGUGAAGACAGUAUGGCUUUGGUAUCUCAAGAGAAGGGUGGCAAAAGAAAAAGAGGAAGACCUGCAGGCAGUGGUAUCAAAAAAGUAAAACAACCAGCUGUCAAACAAGCUCGAAGAGCACGACCACAAAUUGCAAAAAAGCCUGCUAAAAUAUGUGAAUAUGAAUCGUCAGAUGAAAGUGAUUCUCAUGGCAAAAGACCAAUUGAGCAGGAGAUUGACACGAGAGCAGGAAGUCUUGAUUUUUACAAGAAACGUUCAGAACCACAGGAGACUGAGAAACGGGAAAAUGUCCAAGUUGCUGAGAUUGAGAAAAAUUCUGAACAAAAUAAGUUAGACAAGCAAAAGGACUUGAAUGACAAUGAACGUGAAAGAAUGUUGGUUCCUGAAAUAGAAAUGUCUGAUAGGCACAAUGAGCAAAACAAUGAGGUGACUGAGAAACUAGAAAUUUCAGCUGACCCCCUGCAAGCAAUGUUAUUUGACAUGAUUCCUAGCCUUGCCACCCAAAAAGUCGAGCAACCGAUGAAUCGAAGUGUUAGAGAAGAGAAGCUACCAGAAACCUCCAAUGCAGAAGCAGAGCCUAUGACUACAAAGAAAAAGAAAGUUAGCUACAAGGAUGUUGCCAGUGAGCUGCUGAAGGACUGGUAGAGCAUCGUCUUACAAAUGUAUUGCUAAGUUCUUAAUAUAUAGGCCAGAAUUUCUGUCAAACUAGUUGUUACCAAAUCUUAAGUAAAGUUUUAAUUGUCUUAGCUGGCAAAUUUGAUAUCUGAACUUUAUGUAGAUCAAGAAUGAAAGCCUUUAAAAAUGAUAAGUGUGAACUUAUGAAACUAAAAUUAUAUUUAAAUCUAAAUUUAAGAGAUGCA
Glycine soja is the source of this 4007-nucleotide messenger RNA. RefSeq names its product DNA ligase 4. Bases 277 to 3792 code for a protein of 1171 amino acids. The transcript is spliced from 27 exons. NCBI's taxonomy places the organism in Eukaryota, Viridiplantae, Streptophyta, Magnoliopsida, Fabales, Fabaceae. Gene Ontology annotation, biological process: double-strand break repair via nonhomologous end joining; DNA recombination; nucleotide-excision repair, DNA gap filling. Gene Ontology annotation, cellular component: DNA ligase IV complex. The record is from RefSeq and is a predicted model, not a curated record. Gene Ontology annotation, molecular function: DNA ligase (ATP) activity; ATP binding; DNA binding.